AAGAUAAUUAGAAACAAAAAUUCAAAUGUAAAUGAAGGCUCUCUUGGCUGGGAAACCUAGAGGCGUGGUGUCAAACUGAGACCAAAAGUGGAAUGAAUUAGGCUGAGCUGACAGUUGACUUCACUCCCUCUGACAAGCCCCUGCUCUGCAGCUCUCCGGAACAGAUUGUGACCAUGAAUCUGGAACACAAUCAGUCCACAGAUUACUAUUAUGAGGAAAAUGAAGUCAACGGCACUCAGGAUUAUAGUCAGUAUGAAAUACUCUGUGUCAAAGAGGAGGUCAGAAAUUUUGCCAAGGUAUUCCUGCCUGUCUUCUACACAGUGGCUUUUAUUGCUGGAAUUGCAGGAAAUUCCACAGUGGUGGCUAUCUAUGCCUACUACAAGAAACAGAAAACCAAGACUGAUGUGUAUAUCAUGAAUCUGGCAGUGGCCGAUUUGCUUCUGCUCAUCACCUUGCCCUUUUGGGCAGCGAAUGCAGUGCAUGGAUGGGUACUAGGAAUACCAAUGUGCAAACUGACUUCAGCCUUGUUCACCAUCAACUUUGUCUCCGGAAUGCAGUUUCUGGCCUGCAUCAGCAUAGACAGAUACUCUGCGAUUACUAAAGUCCCAGGUCAUCAAAGAGUUGGAAAACCAUGCUGGAUUAUCUGUGUCAGUGUCUGGCUCAUUGCAAUACUGCUGAGCGUACCUCAACUAGUUUUUAAUACAGUGAACGAUAAGAAGAGAUGCCUGCCUAUAUUUUCACACCACCUAGGAACAACAAUUAAGGCAUCAAUUCAGAUCCUGGAAAUUUGCAUAGGGUUUGUAUUGCCCUUUCUCAUAAUGGCAGUUUGCUAUUCUCUGACCGCCAGGACACUCAUCAAGAUACCCAACAUAAAGAAAUCUCGGCCCCUCCAGGUUCUACUAGCAGUAGUGGUUGUUUUCAUUGUCACUCAGCUGCCAUACAACAUAGUCAAGUUCUGGCAAGCCAUGGACAUCAUCUAUUCAUUGAUUAUCGACUGUGAAAUGAGUAAGCGCAUGGAUGUGGCCAUACAAAUCACAAAAAGCUUGGCCCUUUUUCAUAGCUGUCUCAACCCAAUCCUAUAUGCUUUUAUGGGAUCCUCUUUUAAAAUGCACAUUACCAAAAUGGUGAAGAAAUAUGGCUACUGGAGGAGACAGAGACAAAAUCCAGAAGACAUUCCCUUUGAUUCCGAAGGUCAAGCGGAGCCAACAAGUACUUUUAGUAUCUAGCAGACAUACUGAUCUCUUUGUUUACUGGGGUGCAUGAUGCUACUCAAUGUAUUUUAAUACAGGAGAACACAUCUAUGUUUAUCAGAGACUCAAAUUUCAGUGUGGGACACUAAGACAUAUAUCUUGACAAGACAGUUUUGCAUCUUGCGGCAAAAACGUAGGAUAAAAAUACAAGCCAAGUUCCCCCUUGUGAUCUCAAAAAAAUCUAGCAGUGCACUAAAUGAAUUAAAACAAUAAUAACAACUACAAGAGGAGGAAAGGAAGAAAUCCCUACAGAAAAAUCAGUAGAGACCUAGGAAACGAACAAGCAAAGAAAACUCCUAAGGCAAUAAAAGACAAAGUAUAGGGAAUACUAAGAGAAAUCUCUGAAGGUAGAGAAUAAUUCCGCAAUAAUUAGAAUCACAGAAAGGGGAUAUAACACACAUAACAACCCUAAGAAUUGUUGGAAAGCCUAGUAAAAGAAUCAAGGGAAAAGAUAAAGAGGGAAAUUAGAGCUCUCAAUGAGAAACUCAAAAUGAGAAUGGGUGGUUUAGAACAGAAGUUAGAAAACCUUGGCCGAGCAGGAGACACCCACAAAAAGAACAGAGGAGACAGAAUUCAAAAAUUCAAAGAUGUAAUACAGUUAUUACAGCAAAGUCAAAAGAGAACAAUGGUGGAAAAAAUGUGAGAUCUCUUCAGUCAAAAGUAAAACUCUUAUACAUGUACUCCAGAAAAGACAAGAGCACUAAUUGAUUAUGAAAUAAAGAGAAAAACCACGCUAUCUUCAUCUAGCCAUUGUAUCAAAAAGGUGAAUUUAUGCACUACAAAAGAACAACGAACCAAAAAAAAAGCCUUAAGAAAAUAAAAAAGGUAAAUGCUAAUUUAUCAAGCAACAAAAAUCAAGAGCAGCAGGUAGCACAAUUAGAGGUAAAAGCCCAAGGUCAGCAGAAGGGGGCACUGAGAAGAGGGCAGGCACUGAGGGGAAGCUAGCCAGAGGACCCAAGGUGAGGUGAGCACAGUGCUGGGAAGUUUUCCAGCUCCCAUGGCCUCUCACAGCUCAAACCUGGGAGAACUAGGGCAGGCAGUCAGGCCCUGUCCCACAGGACCAGAAGACCUCAGUGCUACAGUGAGGAAUUCACAGCUAGGGUGGUUAAGCACCUGAGUAGCAUGGACUAGGAAGGGAGCCAGAAAAAGAGGCAAACUUCCUAUUUGGAGGACUAGUUCACAUUACACUAGGCACUGAAAGUUUGUAGCUACAGCUACAAUACCAAUGUACAAACUGACAGCCUUAAAAAACUCAGUAUUCUGUACAAAGUGGAUACAGCUGAACCUGGGACCUGCAGGCACGAGUGUUAGGGAGUCAGUGAGAACACAAUUGAAGACCAGGCAGGGGGGCCACCAUUCUAAUCAAGUGGACAGGAGCAGUCAGACUAGGCCAUGACAAAAAGUCCUAAUUUAGGAAGGAAAGUGUGAAAUAAGAAUAAACAGAAGAAAACAUUUAUGACAAAAAAAAAAAAAGGCAUUCAAGGACUUUCA
Molecule: messenger RNA, 2741 nt
Organism: Vombatus ursinus (common wombat)
Lineage: Eukaryota; Metazoa; Chordata; Mammalia; Diprotodontia; Vombatidae
Gene: ACKR4
Product: atypical chemokine receptor 4
Exons: 2
Coding region: 174-1226 (350 amino acids)
Biological process (GO): chemotaxis; immune response; G protein-coupled receptor signaling pathway
Cellular component (GO): membrane
Molecular function (GO): chemokine receptor activity; scavenger receptor activity; chemokine binding
Source: RefSeq, a predicted model, not a curated record